This is a messenger RNA of Wallemia ichthyophaga EXF-994, 1299 nucleotides long. RefSeq lists its product as uncharacterized. Lineage: Eukaryota; Fungi; Basidiomycota; Wallemiomycetes; Wallemiales; Wallemiaceae. Gene Ontology annotation, molecular function: NAD binding; NADH dehydrogenase (ubiquinone) activity; quinone binding. Gene Ontology annotation, biological process: mitochondrial electron transport, NADH to ubiquinone. The coding region runs from base 1 to 1299 and encodes 432 amino acids. The record is from RefSeq and is a predicted model, not a curated record. The transcript has 3 exons.
AUGCUUCGUUUCAACUCAAUAAGGAAUUGCUUGAAAUUUCCAAAGCCAGUGGCUGCUACCAGCAAUCUCAGUAGAUUCAGUACAUCGAGCAGAGCCUCGAGCUCUGCCACUGUUGAGGAUAUGCACGAUUUAAGUGCAGAGGAUAUUCUCAAAGAGAGCGGCGACAGAAAAGACGCAGAUUUACGUCAUUUUACGGUUAACUUUGGUCCCCAGCACCCAGCUGCCCACGGUGUCCUCCGUCUCAUCCUCGAGCUUAACGGUGAAGAAAUCCUCAGAGCCGAUCCACACAUUGGUCUUCUCCACCGCGGUACUGAGAAGCUGAUGGAGUACAAGAACUACGUCCAGGCGCUCCCCUACAUGGACCGUCUCGACUACUCCUCCGCCAUGACCAACGAACUCUCGUACACCAAAGCCGUCGAGAAGCUGCUCAACAUUGAUGUCCCAGAGCGCGCAAAGUGGAUUCGCACUCUCUUCUCCGAAAUCACCCGCAUUCUUAACCACAUCAUGGCUGUCCUCUCACACGCCAUGGAUGUCGGUGCACUCACUCCCUUCCUUUACGGUUUCGAAGAGAGAGAGAAGCUGAUGGAGUUCUACGAGAGAGUCUCCGGCGCGCGUCUCCAUGCCGCAUACAUCCGCCCGGGUGGUGUAGCGUUCGACCUUCCCCACGGCCUCCUCGAGGACAUUCACAAGUGGGCGACCCAGUUCAGCUCGCGCAUUGACGAGAUUGAAGAGAUUGUCACCGGCAACCGUAUCUGGAAAGAGCGUACCAUCGGUGUCGGUAGAGUGACAGCGGACGAGGCCCUCGACUACUGUUUCUCAGGCCCGAUGCUGCGUGGCUCCGGUAUCCCAUGGGAUCUGCGCAAGACGCAGCCAUACGAGAAGUACGACGAGGUCGACUUUGACAUACCGGUCGGGGAGAACGGCGACUGCUACGACCGCUACAUCUGCCGUAUCCAGGAGAUGAGAGAGGCCAUCAGAAUCAUCGGGCAGUGUUGCAACAAGAUGCCGCCUGGACCGUACAAGAUCGACGACCACAAGAUUGUCCCUCCACCACGCGCGUCGAUGAAGGAGUCGAUGGAGAGCUUGAUACACCACUUCAAGCUUUUCUCGGAGGGUUAUGCAGUGCCUGCGGGUGAGACUUACUCUGCUAUCGAGGCGCCAAAGGGCGAAAUGGCGGUGCAUCUCAUCAGCGACGGCACCAACAGACCUUACAAGUGCAAGAUCCGCGCGCCUGGCUUUGCACAUUUGGCUGGUGCUGACUUUAUGUCGCGCCACCAUUUCCUCCCUGACAUGGUGUAA